This is a messenger RNA of Mobula hypostoma (lesser devil ray), 6295 nucleotides long. Its product is annotated as amino acid transporter heavy chain SLC3A1-like. Gene Ontology annotation, biological process: carbohydrate metabolic process; amino acid transport. Bases 54 to 2096 code for a protein of 680 amino acids. The record is from RefSeq and is a predicted model, not a curated record. The transcript has 10 exons. NCBI's taxonomy places the organism in Eukaryota, Metazoa, Chordata, Chondrichthyes, Myliobatiformes, Myliobatidae.
UCAAAGUUGCAGCUAGACAGCUUAACAAGUGCAAACAGUUAACAGCUCUAAAGAUGGCUUCAGAAAUGGAUAUGAAGGAGUUAAAAGGUACUAUUAAUCAAGCCUUUGCAGAAGAUGAAGACCAGAAAAGAAAUGAAUCUACUGAGAAAACAGAGAAGACUGUUUAUGCAGUAGUUAGUGACGAAAUGGAUCCCAAUUCAGGACCCUAUGCUGGAAUGCCCUGGGAAGUCCUGCUGCAAUAUUCAAGUCAACUGUGUUAUAGAUUGCCCAGGGAGAUUAUUUUCUGGCUCAUUGUUGCAGCCACACUAGCUCUGGUUGCCUGUACUAUCAGCAUUAUUGCAGUCUCUCCUAAGUGUCUGGAUUGGUGGCAAGCUAGUCCAAUCUACCAGAUCUAUCCACGAUCCUUCAAAGACUCUGAUGGGAAUGGUGUCGGGGACUUGAAUGGAAUUAAAGAAAAGUUGGAUUACUUUGUGGAUUUAAAAAUCAAAUCUAUAUGGUUAAGUCCAGUGUACAAGUCUCCAAUGAAAGAUUUUGGGUAUGAUGUCGAAGACUUUGAAGAUAUUGAUCCAUUAUUUGGAACUAUGGAAGAUUUUGACAACCUUUUAAAAGCUAUACAUAACAAACGUUUGAAAUUAAUAAUGGACUUCAUUCCAAAUCACACCAGUGACAAACACCGAUGGUUUCAGCUUAGCCGGAACCGAACUGGAAAAUACACUGAUUACUACAUCUGGGUGAACUGUAAAUCAGAGAUGAACAAAAUCACUAACCCCAACAACUGGGUUAGCUUAUUUGGACAUUCUGCAUGGCAGUAUGAUGAGGUUCGAGGACAGUGUUAUUUUCACCAAUUCUUAAAGGAACAGCCUGAUUUGAAUUACAGAAACACUGAUGUGCAAGAAGAAAUGAAAAACGUAUUGAGAUUUUGGCUGGAAAAAGGAGUUGAUGGCUUCCGGGUGGAUGCAGUCAAAUAUCUUUUGGAAGCUGAAAGUCUAAGAAAUGAGCCUCAAGUUAAUUUAACGCAGAAUCCUAAUAAUAUCACAUCAUAUGAUGAGCUAUAUCAUGACUACACAGCCACACAAGUGGGAAUGCAUGACAUUGUCCGGAGCUGGCGACAUGUUUUGAAUGAGUUCAGCACGGAACCAAGCAGAUACAGGUUUAUGAUGACCGAAUCCUAUGACAAUGAAGAACUUCAGAAGACCAUGAUGUACUAUGGAACACCAAUCCAACAGGAAGCUGAUUUUCCCUUCAACUUUUACCUUAUUGAUCUCUAUAAAGACUUGUCAGGAAAUGGAAUAUUUAAACUUGUAGACUACUGGAUGCGCAACAUGCCUACAGGAAAAUGGCCAAACUGGGUGGUUGGAAAUCAUGACAAUUCACGUAUUGCUUCUCGUACGGGAGCAGCAUAUACUGCUGUUAUUAAUAUGCUUCUGCUGACACUUCCUGGAACUCCCACUACAUAUUAUGGGGAAGAACUGGGAAUGGAGAAUAUUGUGGUAUCUGAAGAUGAGAUUCAAGAUCCUUCUGGGAAAUUUGAUCCUACAGCAAAUCCAGAUCGACAACGGUCACCAAUGCAGUGGGACAGCACUGCCAAUGCUGGCUUCAGCACAGCAAACAAAACUUGGCUGCCUGUCCAUCCAAACUAUAUCACAGUAAACGUUGAAGUUGAAAAGGAAGAACAGAAUUCCACGUUGACCCUCUACCGUAAACUUAGCUGUCUUCGGAAAGAACUGCCAAUUCACAGGGGAUGGAUGUGUUACAUUUUUAACGAUGAAGAUGUGUUUGCAUAUGUGAGAGAACUGGAUGGUUUGGAUUCUGUCUUCUUAAUAGUGCUAAAUUUUGGUAAAGCCUCAACUGUUAAUCUGGGGAGCCAAGUCCCAUAUCUUCCUAAAGAAGCAACCGUAAGACUUGGUACUGACCUUAACAAAAGUGGUACUAUAGUUCAGACAGCAUCCUUAAUGACUAGUGCUGGUGAAGGUCUUGUAUUGGAAUACAAAACAAAUAAUCCAGUCCACAGUAAAGCAGAAUUCAAAGAUAAGUGCUAUAUUUCACAGAAAGCAUGUUAUUUGAGUACAAUUGGUUUACUGUACAAGAACUGCUGAGUUUUUAAAAAAAGUUUAGUAAAUAUUCUGUAGGUUAAUCAAAAGUACUUGGCGUACAAGGAAUAAUGCAUUACUUUAUACAAAAUUGACUUUGAUUAAUGAAAAUAAUUGAAACUUAAACUGUAAAUUUUUCCUCAACUUGUUAAAUUCUGCUGCAGCUUCUCACCUUGGUCUUCUAUCUAAUUCCCUUCUGGCUGAGCUUGUAUGAUAAACUCCAAUCACACUAAUAUUAGUGCAUUGUUCUAACAGAUGAAAUUGUUUUCCAAUACAGGUCCAGGACCAGCUCCUGCAACCUCGGAUCAAUACCUUCAUUUCCUAUCUGUAUACAUUAUUGCUACAUAAUUUUACGUACGUUUCAAAUCAUUCCCUGUUUCAGUUCCUUCAGUCUAUUUUAUUCCUCAUUGAAAUGAGACUAAUCAAAAACAGUUAUGUAAUUGUUUGGUACUAUAAACACGAUGCACUAUAAUCAUUCCAUUCUUUCAAGUAUUGUUGAUUAACUUCCUUCAAAAUAUCUCUUUCACUAUUUACUGUGACCUUCCCCUCAGUUUCACCCUUAACACAUAUCUUACAACAGACCCAACCAGUUCACCUCCACCACUACCCUUCUCCACCUGGUUGAACUGGUCUUCACCCUCAACAAUUUCUCUUUUGGCUCCUCCUACUUUAUCUAAACUCACUGCAGCCAUGGGCACCCACAAAGGCCCCAGCUAUGCCUGCACUUUCACUGGCUUCAUGGAACAGUCUAUAUUCCAAGUCUUUCCAGGUAAUGCUCCCCAAAUAUUCCUGUGCUACAUUGCCGACUGCAUUGGUGAUGCUUCAUGCACACAUGCUGAGCUCGUCAAAUUCAUCAACUUUGCCUCCGACUUCUACCAUGCCCUUAAAUUCACUUGGUUCAUUCCUGACACCUAUCUCCCCUUUUUCAAUUUUGUCACCAUUUCCUGGAAGGCAAACUGUCAACUGACGUUUUUAUAAACCCACCAAUUCGCACAGUUAUCUUGACCAUACCUCUUCCCACCCUGUGUCCUGUAAAAAUGCUUACUCCCUUUCCUCAGUUCCUUUGUCUCUGCCCCACCUGCUGCCAGCAUGAGGCUUUCCUUUCCAGAUGUCCUCCUUCACCGAACAGGGUUUUCCUUCCUCCACCAUCUCCUCCAUUUCCCAGACAAUCACACUCAUCCCAUCUGCCCGCCGCCUUAACAGGGAUAAAGUUCCUCUUGGGCUUACUUACCAUCUCAUGAGCUUCUGCAUCCAAUGUAUCAUUACCUGCAACUUCUGCCAUAUUCAGCGGAAUCUGACCACUAAACACGUCUUUACCUUCCUUCUGGCUCUUAUCCCUGCAAGUGGAGGAGAUGAUACACCUGCCCAUUCACCUCCUCCCUCACCUAUAGUCAUUGCCCCAAACAGCCCUUCCAGAUUAGGUAGUGUUUCACCUACAAAUCUGUUGGGGUCCUCUACUCUAUACUGUGCUACCAAUAUGGUCUCCUCUACAUUGUACAAUGUAGAUUGGGAGAUGCUUUGUCAAGUAUCGUUGCUGCUUCUGCAAAAAAAGCAGGCUCUCCUGGUGGCCAACCAUUUCAAUUCCUAACCCAUCCUGACAUGUCAGUAUAUGGCCACCUCUAUGGCCAAAAUGAGGCCACUCUCAGGUUGGAGGAGCAACACCUCAUAUUCCGUCUAGAAAAAAAAAGAGAUAGAUUGGGCGAAAAACACAGAAUAUAUAAAAACUACAGACUGAAAGUCUAUAGUCCGAGUCCACAUUCAAAAUGUAGAAAACCUCGGCAACAUUCUCCGUGCACAGCGGCAGGCUUUCCCCCCUGUGGUAGCAUAGCAGAGCCACCCUCAGUGAUCAAAACACAGGUAGCUGCUGCUCACUCUCCACACUUGCCUCGAUGCCUCAACCUCCUUUGUGGCUUUAGUCAGCACACAAUGGAUUUAUGUCCAGGGACUAUCAAGGAAUUGUCAGUUCCAGGUCAGAAUAGCAUGUGUCCUACAUAAAAUACUUGUAGAUGGUGCCAUUUCCAUUUGCCUCCUGUGCAUGGCCUAGGUAGUAAGUAUGAUGAAUUAAGGAGAUACUAGUGUAAUGUAUUUUAUAUACAGCACAAGGUUCAUAUUGCCCAGCCUUCUGGUGCUGGAGGGUGCAAAUGUUCAGGAUAGUACUAACCUAAAAGGCUGCUGUUUCCUGGGUUGUCUCAUGGUUAAGAUUCUUAAGUAUAGUUAGAGCUGUGUUCACCAGGGAACUGAGAUUAUUCUAUUGCACUUCUCAGGUCUGCUGCAGUAUAAAGAAAAAUUUUGAGGAGUCACUCACCAUCACAUACUCAGUUUCUGCCUGGCCCAGUCAAUGUUUUGUUUGCUCGUAAUUUUAAUAGAUUUUUCCCAAAUAAUAAUGCAUUGGUGAUAAUUCUUAAGCACUCCAGCCACACUUGAAUGAGUAUAUCCACAGCUGACUGUAUAAAGAGGAAAAAAACUGGGUCUUUGGAACAGAUGUAAGGAGUUUUCUUGAUCAGAACUGUAUUGUACUUAAUAAACAAUCACUGAAUGAAUUUUUCAUUUUACCACCUACUGAUAAACAAAGUAAAUCCAAAUUUUAAAAAUGAUAGACUGUUUUUUGAAAGAUGUAGUUAAUAGAAUUCACAUUGAAAGACAGCUUCCCUUGAACAAAGGAAUGUAAGUUAAGUUGCCCUUCAUAGGUUUAGCUGUGUACACUGAUGGGUUGCCUAAUCUCCAAAGUUGUCAGUGAGCUAGUUAUUUGAUGUAUUCUCUUCUCAAAUCUCACACUUAGAGUUGCAGUUUUUAAGCCAAAGCGGUAGUUGCUUUACAUAAACUAUUGAAUAUAAAGGGUUCAUGGUACAGAAGUUAUAAUCAUAUAAAUCUAAAUUUUGAUAGCUCUAUCUUGCUUUACCUGCAACUUUAGCCUUCCUAAGCAUUAUCUAUUGGCCUGCAAUAUCUUAAAAUCUGCAGUGUCUGCUGACAUUUAAAGGUUGUAACUAGACAGAAGCGUAAUUUUACCCUUGCCUAUGAGGUUAUCAGUUACCAUUUAAAUCUGAGUCACUUUGUGACUUUAUUCUAAAUUAUCAAGUCUUGCUUUUGAUUUUUAAUCAAUAAGCAUCAAACCUUUAUAACAGUUCCAGAUCAUAUUUUAAACAAAUUUGAACAAUCAUGAAAUCUAAAGAAUUUAAGGUCCUUCCAACAAGACUCUUUCAAGGUCACAGAUUUGUCUUUUGACGUGAAGUACUUUGAUUGGCUUGUGUGAACUUUUAUGCUUCCAAAUAACCUGAUAUUUUUUGUCUAAAAAGCAUGCUGUCCCAAGUUAUUAAUGGCUUAUGAAGUACAUACAUAGAUUCAAUCUUACUUAGUUUGCUUCCUACCCACUUUCUGUUGCACGGUAUGUUAAUUAUACAGUACGGAAUCUGGCUAUUCAGCUCAUUUCAGUGUAUUCCUGGCAACCAUGAUCCAUUCAAGCCUCUUUUUACUUAAUCUAAUUAACAUUACCUUCCAUACAUUCCCUCAGAUUCUUUAAUUGUCUUGCUUUAAAGAUUGCUACAUAUUUUGUUACUGUGGUAGUAAACAUGACUUGGUACCAUAUUAGAGAUUAAAGUACUUUCAGGAUUUGGUAUUUGAUUUCUUGGACAUUUCUAGCCUAUAGUUUUGUUUCUCUCCACAAAUGGAAGCACUCUGCCAAAAUGUUUUCAUGGAUUUAUAAAUACACCCAUCUCUUUUGCUGAAAACCAGUCUGUUCAACUUUCCUAAAAGUAAUCUUGUUCUUCUGGUAUCAUCAUAAUUAACAUUUUUGCUGUAAAAUUUCCAAGUAAAAUGCAAAAUAAAAAUGUAAUUCUAAAUAUCAGCUAUUAUAUAUUUAAACUGAAAAAUGCUAUGUGUUUACAAUCUGUUGAAGUUCUUCUGGAAUCGAUUAGGCUUUCUAAUAUGAUGACAUCUGGAAAUUUGUAUUAAAGUAUUGUUUGUUAUAUCUUAGCUAUUAAAUCAAAAAAAUGAAUAACAGUGGUACCAGCAAAGAUCUUAGCUGAAUCCUACUUUCUACCCACUGCCACUUUGAGCACAUUUUAUUUUGAAAACUGCUUAUCUGACUGGGAGCUGGAAGCAUAGUCUAUUAGUGGAAUGAUUGUUCAUAACCUGAUCAAACUGAUUUGCCCUUUUGAAAGGAAUUUGCAAAAGAGUAAGACCAAUAAAAGUUGUACAAUAAAUCCUCC